Molecule: messenger RNA, 1048 nt
Organism: Petromyzon marinus (sea lamprey)
Lineage: Eukaryota; Metazoa; Chordata; Hyperoartia; Petromyzontiformes; Petromyzontidae
Source: RefSeq, a predicted model, not a curated record
AUGAACGUCCGUCUGGACGGCUGCAUCCGCAACUGGGACUGGAUGGGCCAGGACACGGCGUGGAUCUCUGGGGCUCUGCGUGACGAGCCAAGCCGUCAGUGUUACCGCAACGUGGAACCGGGCUCCUUCUUGCCUGGAGCAGGGCACGCCGAGUUCAACACUCUCUCUUACGCCGUGCGGAAGCCGUCGGCCGUGGGACCGUCGGCGGAGGGCGACGCCGACGGUGACGGGUGGCGGCUGCAGCUGCGGCUGGAGCUGCGCCCGUCACGUGACCAGGCCGUGCUGGUGGCGUUGGUGCGCAACGGCACGGACGCGGAGCUCACGGUGGCGCUCACGCACGCGGCGAGGGGCGCCGUCGGGACGCCGGCGCGGCAGCAGCAGCUCGUGCCGGGCGUGGGAGUCUUCGUGCGUAAGGAGUUGGUGCUCUUCCAGGAGGCUCCCUCCGACGGGGCCCGGGGCCCCCGUGCCGGCGGCCUGUGCGACGGCGCGUGGCACUCCCUGGGCCUGAGCGCCACCGCCACGUCGAUGCGCCUCGAGCUGGACGGCGUGGGCCACAGCAAGGACGGCUGGGCCUCGGUGGGGGCCCUGGCCGAGGGGGGCCGGCGCCCCGUGGCCGCACUCCUGACGGGGGCCGUGCGGACGUGCCUGGGAGGCCUUCCUGACACGGUGGCCUUCACAGCGGCCCCCAUCUCGGCGUACUACGCAGGCUGCUUGCGGGGAAUCCGCGUGGGGGGCCGGGCGCUGGACCUCCACGAGGCCGACCAUUUACACCCCGGCAUCCGCUCACACAGCUGCCUGCCGCCACUCCCAUAGCCAGACACUCACUCAAUCACUCCCAUAGCCAGACACUCACUCCCAUAGCCAAACACUCACUCACUCCCAUAGCCAGACACUCACUCAAUCACUCCCAUAGCCAGACACUCACUCGGUCGCAUAGCCAAACACUUACUCACUCCCAUAGCCAAACACUCACUCACUCACUCCCAUAGCCAGACACUCACUCACUCCCAUAGCCAGACACUCACUCACUCCCAUAGCCAGACACUCA